This is a messenger RNA of Dreissena polymorpha, 1144 nucleotides long. RefSeq lists its product as uncharacterized. Gene Ontology annotation, molecular function: protein binding. The transcript is spliced from 6 exons. NCBI's taxonomy places the organism in Eukaryota, Metazoa, Mollusca, Bivalvia, Myida, Dreissenidae. The coding region runs from base 151 to 1077 and encodes 308 amino acids. The record is from RefSeq and is a predicted model, not a curated record.
AUGCGAUGGUGUGUGAUUUCAAACCGAUAAAAUGACAAUUUUACAGCGGUUGAUUAUAUAGGUAGAUAGUUACACUCUAUAAUAACAAAAAGGAAAUAACAUAUUUUGCAAGCGUUUUUCAAUGAGUUAUUUGUAAUUCUACUAAACAAAAUGGAAGAUUUUGACGACAACGAUAACCAGAAGACCAUCCCGUUGAUGGAAGACGGAUGUGUACCUACUCUUAACACUCCUGUCGACACCGGAACGGAGAAGAUCCCUGGGAUAAUAUACGAUGUUGAUUAUACUAAUGAGCUGCCACCUGAGCUACCAACCAGAUACACUCCCAAAAUGAAACCCGAAUCCCCGGAACACACAGAUUCGAAACAUAAAGGCAAGCCGCAAGACGACCAAGCAUAUAAGGAUCUGUUACAUUCAGAUUCAAACCAUAAACGCGAGCAAACAGAGAUGGAAAACAAACCCGCGCAUGCGCAUGCUAAGAAACGUUCAAACCCACUUGCGGUGAGGUCGCCUUUGGCCCUAUCUGUAGAUUUCAGCGAUGAGAAAAUUCCCGCACUUCCUGCUCGAAGGCGUCUGUCGCAGCCAACCAUUAUGCCUUUUGGUAAACAAGCGUCGGAAGCGUAUGUCAACACGUCAGUUUGCCAGGUAACAGUUCGUCCGUUCAAGUGGAAGAGUUCGGAUCGAGCCGAAAAUGACGUCAAUAUUAACGCCAAUACAUACGAAUCCGUUGGAACAGAAAAAUGCGUGUUGUCGGUUGCCCAUGAUGACUUAAAAUCUGUCGCGCCUGGAAAAACAAACGAAAGCAAAAUAAUUUCUAAUGAUGAUGGUCAUAUGAAUAAAGAUGAAAAAAUAAAAUCCGCCAACAUCGAGAGAAUAAACGACUUAACAAUUAAUGAAAUUGGCGACAUGUUGAGGCUUUUAAAGCUUAAAGAAUGCGUAGACAUUUUCAAAGAAAAUUAUGUGGACGGAGCCAUCUUGACAAGUCUCGAACGUGAUGAUUUGGUGAAUGAGUUAGGGAUGAAGAAAAUUCCGGCGACGAUACUUUUUAUGUACAUAACUACAAGCCACAUCCCAAAGUGAUGCCAUAGAUGGUUUUCUCGAGAAUGCGUUGUUCAUGUUGUAAACGGCAAAUAAAUAAAGUGAUUUU